Paramuricea clavata is the source of this 6612-nucleotide messenger RNA. NCBI's taxonomy places the organism in Eukaryota, Metazoa, Cnidaria, Anthozoa, Malacalcyonacea, Plexauridae. The record is from the annotation of a GenBank genome assembly.
ACCUUACAAAACAAACAUUGAAAUUACUUUCAUAUUCCAGCCAACAUCACCUGCACGGCUCUGGGAAGCAAUCUCGUUUCGAAAUAUGGCUUCACUCACUAGAAAGGGGAAAAUGAAAUGUUUUAUGUUCUACAUCGCUGUCUGUUGUGGUUUCUAUAUCCUGAAAGAUUUCCUUCAACUUUCAACAAACACAAUGAAACAGGAAAUUAAACUUGGAUCGUCUCAAAAUCGAGGUAAAUAUUUUAUAUUAAGUUUCUAGCUGUUUUGCAUGGCAACUGUGAAUCAUUGGUGGAAAAUACGACGUUCAUUUGGCAAAGCUUUCAAUCCGUAAUUUCUCAGAUAGCUACUAUUCCCGCUGCUAAAGCGAUAAAGUUAUAAUUUGAAAGCUUAGCCUCGAAAAGUGCUAUGAAAGAUAAUUUGGAUGUUGCCAGAUAAUCAUAAUUCCGCUGCAGCUGAAUUCAUCUUCAAUUAGUCAAGAUUUGUAAUUAUUAGAAUCGUAAUUAUUAUCGAUUUUUAAUCAAGGAAUUAAUGCAAUGGAAAAGUAAAACCACGAGACCGCGCAGUUAUCAAUUAUGUGCUCUCGUUCCUUAUUAUUUUUCAACAUGCACUUGAAAGAGUUUUGAAUUUUCGUAUCAUUAAACCAUAUGACUGUGUUCAGAAAAAUGUGAGUAGGGGCCCCAAACAUUGGUUCUAGACAUUGCUAGAUCAGGUACAGGUAAAUUUUCCUCGAUAUGCAUGGCUACCUACUUUGUAAAAGUUCGAUGUUAUACAGAACACAUUUUAAGCCUCAUGAUGUACUGUCUGUGUUGACUCAGUCGCGUGGGUUGUCAAGUCUUCUCACUCCCAGUAUAAAUGAAAGACAGCCUAACUUCAGAGUAUUACUGUACAUUCAAUACAGCAAUCUAUUCUCAUCUGCGAAAAAACUUCCUCCUGCGAAUAAACUUUCUUAACUUCCUCCCAUUAUGGGUUCAAAAUCGUGCAGCAGAUGCUGGUCAACCUGCAGUUCUCAGAGCGAGAAAAUGUUCAUUAUUUUCAUUAUAUAUUAGUAGUCUUGUAUAUAUUGUACAAAUUGUUUAUUAGUAGUCUUGUAUUUGGAGGCAAAUAAAUAGAAUUGAGAGUUGUAGUUUAAUUUUCUUGUAAGUGGAAGCCAAGUACGCACCCUUUAACAAGCUAGAUAGGAUGUAGUCUUUAACAAGCUAGAUAGGAUGUAGUCUUUAACAAGCUAGAUAGGAUGUAGUCUAUAACAAGCCAGAUUGGAUGCAGCCUAUAAAAAGCUAGAUUGGGAAACGAGCAUAGUUUCAUGAGGGGAUUUCACAGAGCUGAUUUCCCCUCUAUAAUUAAACACGAAUCUAUAGUGCCUAGCUCGAGCGGAAAAAAUUGAACAAAGCUGUUUGAUUGGAACAAACAGAGCCGCCUGAAACAGAAUAUAAUAUCCGUUGUUAUAACAUGCAGCCGUCAAUAUAUACAAGUGCUCUUCAAAUACAAAGAAUCUUUGAUGCGGUUCAUUCGUCAUGUAUAGAGACCUUCUUUAAGACAAAAUAAGUUUGUGUAACAGCUAAAGAUAUGUCACAUGCAUCAUGAGAAAACUGUCUUUUCUCGUAUGACAUUGAAGCGAGAGGGUCUUACUGGACCUCUUCAGGACUGAUAGAGAUACCAGUAUAAAUAAAGUUAGUUUAGUUUAGGUUUCCUCCUGUAGUAACACUGGAUCAACAAGAGAUGAUCCUUACUAGACCUUUCUUGUAUAAUAGUUUAUUUAGUUCAGGACCUUUCUGAAAAUCACUUUGUGAGAAAGCUUCCUGAAAUUAAAUAUUAAUUAAAAAAAAAGAAAAAAAGAAAAAAGAAGAACAGUUUAGAACCAAUAGACUAUCCAAGUUAGUUUAGUCCAAGUGUUCUGGUGAAUCAAUAUAAGAGAUGGCUCUUACUGGUCCUCCACACAUUUUGAAACUGUUCCUAAUUUUUAGAGAUAUUUCAGUCAAGUUUUCGACAUUUACUGAGCCAUCCUACGAAACCAACAUGCACCCCCCCGGCUAUACUGGAAUUUCCUCGUGACUCAAUGAACCAUAAUCAGAGACUGCACGGGGGGAUCAUCGUACAUAUUGUAGUGGCGCUCUACAUGUUCUGGGCAAUCACCAUCAUUUGCGAUGAUUACUUUGUUCCUGCACUGGAUGUCAUAUGUGAAAGAUGUAAUUUACAAAGUGAUGUGGCUGGGGCGACCUUUAUGGCGUUAGGAAGUUCUGCUCCGGAAUUGUUCGCUUCUGUCAUUGGUUAGUAUAGGACGACGUCCUAGUUGUUUCAUAAACGAAUAUUUUUCAGGAUAGAUCACUCCAGUUCAAUAAAGAGUUGUUAUCAAUGCAAGCCCUGUAAUACGAAUUACGUAAUGUUUAACUCGCAAGGAACACUGGGAUAUUUGUAGCACAGCGCAUGCGUGUUUCAUCUUUGUGACCAGGGUUUAAUUUCAUAGUUUUACGUGUCAGAAGGCUCGAUGCCUGCAGUAUGCAGCCGCCUUCACUGGCAUGUAAGCAAAAUGCUUCCAGUUAGAUUCUACAAAACAUCGCGAGUUUGCCCCUACUGGACCUCUAGGAAAAACAGUUCAAAAGUGAUAUCUAGCAUAAAUAAACAAAGCUAGUUCAAUGCCACUGGAUGAUUGAAAGAGGCCUUAUCCUGAUAAUACCUAUUAACAUACUUUCUUCAUCUCAGGUGUUUUUAUAACCAAAGGUGACAUUGGUACUGGGACAAUCCUGGGAUCUGCUGUGUUUAAUGUUUUAUUUGUUAUUGGAAUUUGUGCUCUCUUCUCCGGCCAUGUAAGUUGCUUCUCUUUCCUUCAACAUUUGUUACAGCCCAAAAUAACAAGUUCUUUUUUAAACUCAGGUGCUCAAACUGUCGUGGUGGCCAAUAGUCCGUGAUCUCAUGUCUUAUCUUCUCGCACUGAUAGCGUUAGUGUUGGUGAUUAUGGAUGGCGUCGUUAAAUGGUAAGAAGCUCACUGAAACCUGGCUUACACUAUCAAAGUUUCUGUGACCAGCCUGGCUCGAAGUUAGUUUGCCCACUGAUUCAGUGAUUCAAUAGUUAUUAUUCGAUAUAGCAUAGUUUUACUCUGAUAUUUCUGUAGGUGCGAGACAACAGCAUAAUUUUAUUUUACGAAGCAAUCACUAUACUCAGCAAUACAGAUGUACAUCUAUCGAACACAACCAUUUAGCAUAGUUUUAUAAGUACAAGGCAAUAACAAAUUUUAUUUGUGUAGGUACGAAGCAAUCAUCAUGAUGUGUUCCUAUUCACUCUACCUAAUGCUGAUGUACUUCAAUCCAACAAUAGAAAAAUUCUUCUGUCGUAUCACUAACACAGUCAAAGAACCUCAUUCCUCUGAACAUCACUUGGGGUAUACAGGAUUAGCUCCCGCAAGGGAUGACGGUACAGACGAGUUUUGCGCAGAACAUCAUUACAAACACGAGGAGAGUCAGGGGGGUGCGGAAGAGAAUAUUGAACAGGGUGGUGAGGAUGGUGCAAUGGACACAGCAGCAAUGUUGAUGAUUAAUGAUGAUGAGGUGGAAAUCAAGACUGAUCCAGGAUCCAGUAUAGCCACUCCUGAUCAAGGUAUGACUGGCGUAGGAAUUGACGUUGUACCAAUUUGUCCAUUUCAGCACACAGUUUCAACACCAGAUACGUGUAGUUUUUGCACGCAGUAGUGGGUAGCCUUACAUACUACUAUCACGAAAUGACAUUUAAAGGUUAAAUUUAGGAUUAGAGUUACGAUAAAGGGGUAAGAGUUAAGAUUGUAUUGAUGUUGAACAUAUUAAUACGGAAAUUGACUCAAUUAAUAUUUAUUUUCAAAAGCGGAAUGCUGUCUUCAAGACAUGGAAUUCGAUGUUGCGUUAGGCAACCCGUUCCAUCCUCCAAGUGGAAAAUGUCAAAUAUUCCUGUGGUGUCUGGCUCUGCCUCUCAACGUCUGCUUCUAUUUUACAAUCCCCGAUGUAAGAAAACCAAAAUGUCGGAAGUGGUACCCUCUCUCAUUCAUUGUAUGCAUCGCAUGGAUAGCUGUGACGUCAUAUAUUCUUGUGUGGAUGGUCACACUGGUGGGAUUUACUUUCGGUGUCCCUGACACUGUCAUGGGAUUAACUUUGGUGGCAUUUGGAAGCAGUGUACCUGACUGUAUUUCCAGCUUGGUGGUCGCCAAGAAAGGUGAGGACAUGUUAGAUGCAGUUGCAGUAAGUAAGGUUAUAGUAAGGUUAUCAGUGAGAUAACGAUUAUUUAACAAACAAUGUUUCUGAGUUUCUCAACCUCAAGCAACUUGGAAUAUCAUGCUUUGGAUUGGGAGAACAAUAUCUGUCUCCCACAAGAGCACCUUUGCGUUGUUGCCUCAUUUACAUAAACCCGAGAUAGACAACAAUAUUUAUUAUACCUGGUUGCAUGAAGAAACUAGACUGAAGUGUCGGCUUCGUAAAUGUAAUUCUUCAAUUGCCAUCGUUAUAAUGUCUAGCAACAGUUUGUAGCAUUGUCGUUGAUGGCAUCUUGACGAACCACACCCUCAAACAUCUUCCAGUUUCUCCAAUGUAGUGCUAGCAUGUCACAGAGCCGUACAUGAAAUGCGAGGAGACGCAUGUGAAGCCGUGCUUGACAGAAAAUUUCGAUAUAAACAUAUUAUAUUUCUCAACAGGUGACGGCGAUAAACAUUGUGUAUACAGCUAUUUCAAUUAAGGUUGUCCACGAGCAAAGCGGAAAAGUCGAAUACGAGCGCGAAAGGCUGCUGGGAAUCGCUUUGAAAAUUCAUUAAUUUGUUAGCGAUUCCCAGCAGCCUUUCGCGCUCGUAUUCGACUUUCCCGCUUUGCUCGUGGACAACCUUAAUUGAACAAGACGCCUGCUCAGGCGUUCACACUGGCCUGAAAAUAACGAGAUACGUGCUAUGGUGCAAAAGGCAGGAAUACAAAUCUUAAACCGCAAGCAAAUUUUAUGGACUUUUUAAAAAAUAAAAGACCUUUUCGGGUGACGAAAUGGAGAUCGAUGCACGUGCAAAUCAUGCCGAUCUACAGAAUCGAUUUCCGGUUUUUCCUAACAGCGCGUUAUUUUCAUGUGCGUUCCAUGGGCCGCGCUAAAAAUAUAAAUAUUCUGUAAAUACCGAAAUAAAAGAUGAGAAUCUCAAGACACAAGCUUGAAAAUAACACUAUAAAUAAUGUUUUCGAUUCUGGUUCCAAUAACAUUAUCACGAAAAAGAUAUGUCCAAAGGGGCCAAAGUUAUGUUCGGCAAAAUGUAUGGCUAGUUUACAUUGUUUGUUGUAUUAUGAAAUAUGAUACCAUAGUUGUAUUAAAAUUCGCGUCGAACUAUAAAUGUUAUUGUAAAUGAGUAGACUUGCCACAAGUCGACCUCGAACGAAAUGCGUUUCUUCGAGGUCGACUUGUGGCAAAUCUAGCAAAUGAGAACCAUACAAAUGAUACAAUAAUGGUUCUAGUUCUUGUUGGUAUUUGAACGCACGCUUUAUCUUUCAGUAUAGCUACCACAAAGCUUUUCGUGCGGAUUAUAUUUCGUGGAGUACUAAAUAUUAUAUUUUGUGGUUUUCGAGUCAUUACACAAAGAAAAACACAUUAAUUCAACACGCAAGAAAGUCCAGAGUACGACACAACGUAAAAUACAUAGGAAACUGGCACAAUUCUUUGAAAAUUCAACGAAACUGUGUAAAAUAUAGUUUGAUCACUCUGUGAAAAGCCGCCAUUGCAGUUCGGAAUUGUGCGCGUGCGUACAAGUGUAUAGGCUAAUAAACGAAAAAUGUACCACAAGCAUGGCAUGAGUCGGCUAGUACGUACAUAAAUACGUAACUUGUUGCUAUUGUAUUUGAAUCAUGGAACGGAGGGAAUCGAUGGCAUUUUGGCUUAAUCGUUGCACCUUGAGCCUGCGAUGCGCUAACGCAAACUCGAUUUCUCGACUACGAAAAAAACAGAAAAAGAGGGAUUUAAGACACUUGGCCUACAGGCCAGUGUAAAUAGCUGUAUAUUUCUCAACAGGUGACGGCGAUAUGCCGACAAUUCGUAUUCGACUUUCCCGCUUUGCUCGUGGACAACCUUAAUUGAAAUAGCUGUAUAUUUCUCAACAGGUGACGGCGAUAUGCCGACAAUCUAAACAUUGUGCAUAUAUUUCUCAACAGGUGAUGGCGAUAUGGCAUGCAGUCAUACCGUGGGCAGUAACGUGUUCGACAUCCUGCUGUGUCUUGGCCUACCAUGGACACUCAAGACGAUGGUCUUCGAAACAAAAUCUUCCAUAGUUCUGAACAGUCAUGGAUUAUUUAUAAGCAGUUUCUUUAUCAUGGCUUCAAUAUUACUGACAUUUUUAAUGAUGCAUUUCAAUGACUGGACAUUGACCAAAACCGUUGGCUGUACAUAUAUUGUAGUGUAUUUAGUAUUUAUAACUAUUGCAUGCGUUAUAGAGUUGAAUGUAUUUGGUGAUUUUAAUCCACCGAUGUGUAAAACAGAGGGGGGCUAUUAGGCCCAGUAGCGUCAGGGCGUGGUAACAUUAUAUGCAGUGAAUGUAGUUUAUUUCUUGGAAAAAUUUGGGUUCACUUUGUACAAUAGUUUUUAUAACUUGGUUUUUGUAAUGAAAUAAAUGUUUGCAAACUAGUUGCGCAUGGAAC